CUUGAAAGUGAAACUCCAUCCCUUUAGAGUUUAGAUUUUCUUCUUCUCGGGUUUGUACGGGUACGGUUUUCUAGUAUUCAUUAAUCAUUACAGUAAAUACAUACUUUCCUUGUAUUGAAUGUAAUAAUUGUAACUAAGAGCGACACCAGCUAUAAUAAUGGCUUUCGUUCUUCGAAUAUAAGUGUAACAAACUCGUACAACAGAUUAUGAGUUACAAGUUUUAUCGGUGUGUUAAACCCGUGUUGCUUUUUGAGAUAUUUUUUCAUUGAAACGUAGGAUUGUAGUAUAUUUAAGAACCAAUUCAUAAUGGUUGAAAACGGUGGUUCUAGUGGUGGCAGUGAGAGCCCGAGUGCAACUUGCGUACGUUCAGGUUUGCUGGAAACACUUGUUCGUGGGGUUUGGUACAGAGUCCACUGUUCAUUGAAAGAUGAUUACUUGAGCGUUUGUUUAGAUGAUGGAUACGAUGCCACAACGACAUUGAAUGGAACAUUAAACAAUAACAAUGUUGAAACACCGAACAGCGACUUUACUGAAGUACCAGAAGCAAUUGCAAAUCAGAAACGCGUUGUUCAGGUCGUGAAAUCUGACAACAAUGGGCUUGGAAUAUCUAUUAAAGGGGGUAUUGAGAACAAUAUGCCCAUCCUUAUCUCAAAGAUCUUCAAGGGUAUGGCUGCAGAUUUGACUGAGCAGUUGUAUGUUGGUGAUGCUAUACUCUCUGUAAAUGGUGAGGAUCUGAAGGAUGCAACUCAUGAAGAGGCUGUCAAAGCACUUAAGAGAGCAGGAAAAAUGGUCCAGUUAGAAGUAAAAUAUCUGCGAGAAGUGACACCAUACUUUCGUAAAGCUUCCAUAAUCAGUGAGGUGGGUUGGGAGCUGCAACGGGGUUACAUGGUAGAAGCACCUCCGUCGCCGCCAUCACCGCAGAGAAGACGCGCAGAUACGCGCUAUGUUCCUCUCCUGAUGGCUUGCGUUGCUAAGAACCUCCGGCACAAUGACCCUGAGGAGCGCACGAUAGAGAUAUACUCUCCCGACGGCGUGCACGCGCUGGCUCUGCGAGCUCCGUGCAGCAGUACGGCGGCCAGCUGGCAUCGGGCGGUACACGCGGCCGUGCGCCGCGCCUGCCGAGCCGCGCUGGCACGGGCCAGGCCGCACCUGCGCUCGCUCGUCGGAGAAGUGAAGUACGCCGGCUGGCUGGCCAGGCGGCCGCCUCAAGAACAUCAACAACAGGUGGGUGCGUCGGCGGGUUCCGAUGAGUCUGACGAGGCCGAAGGCUGGCAGCCUACAUUUGUUGCUAUCACUGAUCGAGAAUUAAGGUAAGCUUUAAGAUUCCUAUCCCAUACCGGCCG
Molecule: messenger RNA, 1343 nt
Organism: Leptidea sinapis
Lineage: Eukaryota; Metazoa; Arthropoda; Insecta; Lepidoptera; Pieridae
Gene: Syn1
Product: beta-1-syntrophin
Exons: 4
Coding region: 307-1314 (335 amino acids)
Cellular component (GO): dystrophin-associated glycoprotein complex; intracellular anatomical structure
Molecular function (GO): protein binding; structural molecule activity
Source: RefSeq, a predicted model, not a curated record